AAUGUUUUUACCCUAAUUCUGACCUAAUGCCCAAUUAUGAGUGGAUUAGUGCUGUUGGUAUUGACCCGAAUAGUUGUCCUGAAAGAUUAAAACAUUUUUUAGUUGGUUUCCACGAAAUAUUGGAGGGAAAUGGGGAAAAAAUUAACAAGGACGCAGUAAAUAGAGUAUUUGAAAUCGACCCUUCCUCCCAGGAAUACGCUGACAGUUUUGCUAAUAGUUUUAUUGGAGUUCAAAUUCAUUUGCAAAAUGAAAGAAAAACAGAGAAGUUGUUAGAGGGAAAGAGUUGGAGAGAAUUAGAAAAUGAAAAUAAAUUCGAAGGCUAUCUAACUACUAACGGAGCAAUGAUUAAUAAUGAGCCUUAUGAUGAAAUACCAGUAAAUAGCGUCCAAGCCACUCCCGAGCAAGUUGGUGAAGUUAAUCACCAACAACAGCAAUUAGCACAAAAUAACA
Molecule: messenger RNA, 450 nt
Organism: Scutellospora calospora
Lineage: Eukaryota; Fungi; Glomeromycota; Glomeromycetes; Diversisporales; Gigasporaceae
Source: the annotation of a GenBank genome assembly